This is a messenger RNA of Photinus pyralis (common eastern firefly), 2631 nucleotides long. RefSeq lists its product as uncharacterized. The record is from RefSeq and is a predicted model, not a curated record. The transcript has 9 exons. NCBI's taxonomy places the organism in Eukaryota, Metazoa, Arthropoda, Insecta, Coleoptera, Lampyridae. Bases 1646 to 2506 code for a protein of 286 amino acids.
GAUGAAUUAACCUCCUUAUAUGGCGUGGCGAGGCAUCCACAAUAUGCUUUGUUUUUCGUUCUAAACUUGACAUUUUUGCUAAAGCAUACUUAUUCACGUAUAGCAAGUACAUUCACAACACUUCCUUAAAGCAACGCCUCUUAAAAAUCCAAAUCAAUCGUUAUACCUAUACGUGUUUAGAAUCUAAAUGCACAUAACUAAUCUUUUAUAAAUAUGUGUAGAAAAAAUUAAUAAACCAUCUGCAUACCUUUUUAAGCACACACCAACAGCCUUUUUCCUCACACAAACAAUAUUUCGCAGAAAAAAGUUAAGCAACAACCGCCAAAAUUAACCAAUAACCACAAUUUUAAUUUUACGUUUGACAUUUGACAAGUGAGAGUGACAUCACUGUAACCAACCCACGAAAAACACCAAUCCACCAUGUUGGUUACUACAAUAAUUCCCUAUUAGCAAUUACCUUGAUCGAUAGAACCUUUGUUUACACUUGAAAAUCAUGUAAAAGGAACAGUAUGCGAGCAAAACAAAAUUCAAAGUAUAGAAAUAUCUAGUACGUACUAUAGGUACUUAUUCGAAAAUAUAAUAUAACAGUCAGAUAAAAGUACCUACACACAAUUUUAGAUUACCGAUUAUCCAUAAGAUAUCUACCCACACAGCACACACCAUCUAAUGAACAUCCAUUAGUUAUCUUGCACGUCUAUAAUACAUCCAAUCCAAAACGAAUAUCUAAUGAAUAUACAUUAAAUAUCUAUCGUGGAUAAUUACAAUUGUAAGUAAAAUAUUUGUAAAUUAUUUUAAAUGUAUUCUUAAAGUGCAAUAAUGUGCAUUGCAUAAAAUUACAUUAAUUAGAAAAAGAAACAGCAUAUAAGAUACGUGGUAUUAUGGAUAUUGUGUGGAUGUUAAAUGGACAUGCCAUAUGGAUUUCAAACGCCUUCAUGUGGAUUUAUGAACACAUCUUUCGCGCUUGUUUUUGUUUUGACCAAUCACUGUAAACUUACUUGCCCACACCCUGUAUGCGCAUAACCUUAAAUUAGCAUUAUGUGCACAUUGCACAGCGCACGUCACGUUUGUUAGUUAACGCGUUUGGUUUGUGUUUACAAUUAUUAAGAUAUAUUUCCUUCGUUAUCUGUUACGUGCUUGCCAGUGUUUUUACGUGGUUUUUACUUGGCCCGUGAUAACGAUAACCAAUCCUCUGUUUAGUGGUAAGUACAGUACCUAUAGCCCGCCCGCUAAAUAAUUGAGGUUAAGUGUGUAUGUUUUAUUUCAGAUACCUACCUUAGACAGAUAUUACAAUCCCAAUUUUGAUUGUGGAGGCUCUUCUGCGUUUUUUAAUUUAUAAGGUUUCAAGCUAGAUACCUACUUCGCUGGAUUUGACACUAGAAUAUUUAAAAAAUGGAGAGCCAAUGGUCUGUAGUGUUAUUCGAAGACGGGCUACAGUUGGUUCCUACUGAUUGGAUUGUGGGAAACAGUUGCUAUUGGCCCACGUUUACUAGUACCACACGGUACGAAAAAGCGGUUAAAAGCAGGGAGCCGCCAAAUGAAGGAUGGUCCCUUUAUGAAAUGCGCGUUUUAGGAACUUUUUCCUCAUAUGAAACCGCAAGGCGAAAACUAAUAAUAGCAGAGGAACACUCUGAUUUGAAUACAGAUCAUGAAUUAUCCAAAGAAAAUCGGAGGCGUAAAAAAAAAGAUUAUUUCGUCUAGUGAAGAAGAAGAGGAGGAUUCUCAAGUUGGCGUUUUAAACAUAUCAGAAUUUCCUGAUCUACCUCAAGAUAUUCGGAAGAAUGAUUCAACUGAAGUUUCAGCAUCCAGUUCAAGGAGACUUCUACUACAAGAAUCUCAAGCACAUGUAAUGCCACGCUCACAGUGUUCCACGCCAUCUAGUAGAAAUGAUGAAGCAUCCAGUUCAAGGAGACUUCCACUACAAGAAUCUCAAACAUAUGUAAUGUCACGCAAACCUGAUGAAGGGUUUGAGGAGAAGCUGUUUAAAGAGCUGUCUUUUAUAAGGGUUCAUUUAGUGAAAAUUGGCCAACAACUGUCAGUACUAGAAUUGAACAUGAAAUCUCAUCAACUUCAAGAUAAUGACAAGAACGAGGAGAAACAUGAUAACUUUGAAGAGAUAAUACGCAAGUUUCCUUUGGAUACCGAAUUAGAUCUAAGAAACAUGGAGGUUUAUCUUCUCAACAACCCUGAUUUUAAGAAAUACCUAAUCAAUUACUGCAGUCGAUUAGGAGGACUAAAAAUUGAUCAAAUCACCAAAAUUAUGUUAAGAAAACUAAUUUCAAAUAAACUAGCAGCCAACUACAGCUGGCUAGGAGCUAAAAAGAAGCAAUCUUUCAACCUGCUGAUUGCAGAGGUUAUUUUAUGUGCCGUAAAGCAAAAUAAGUUAAUUGGUGAGACCACCGAGAAGGAAAUGAUUGACUCUGUAAAAAAUUGGUUAAAACAUGCACAUGUGAGGUAUACCAACCAAUGUAAACGGGAACAAAAGGGCGCAGAAGAACCUACAGGAUAAGUUGUUUUUCUUUUUUAUAAAUUUCUUAAUCUUAACUAUUAUAUUUUAUAUUAUUACUAUUCUGGUUUUAUACACAUGAAUAUUUUGUGCUUUUUAAGUUGUAACUAAUAAAUAAAUCAUACAUU